Messenger RNA from Homalodisca vitripennis (glassy-winged sharpshooter), 2538 nucleotides. It is a transcript of the gene CycB3, whose product is annotated as G2/mitotic-specific cyclin-B3. Bases 11 to 1618 code for a protein of 535 amino acids. Gene Ontology annotation, cellular component: nucleus; cytoplasm; cyclin-dependent protein kinase holoenzyme complex. Gene Ontology annotation, molecular function: cyclin-dependent protein serine/threonine kinase regulator activity. Gene Ontology annotation, biological process: mitotic cell cycle phase transition; regulation of cyclin-dependent protein serine/threonine kinase activity. The record is from RefSeq and is a predicted model, not a curated record. Lineage: Eukaryota; Metazoa; Arthropoda; Insecta; Hemiptera; Cicadellidae. The transcript has 8 exons.
UACAGAAAAAAUGCCGCCUAUGAAAACCACAGCAAUUAGAAAAUCAACAGUGACGUCAGGAAUUGAAAAUCCUGUAAUGAAAACCAUGAACACUAGGAGUUCUAAGACAUCAUUAUCAAGCUCAAUAAUGAAGAAGGAGAAUGGAAAAGAAGUCGAGCCAUUUGCAAAACGCAAAGCUAUAUCUCCAAUUAAAGGCAAUAUCCUGAAGAGAUCAGCUUUGGGAAAUAUUACCAAUGCAAUUGAGACACAAUGCAACAAAACAAAUGCGAAGAAGCUUGUCAAAAAGUCUGUAUCAUCAACGGUAACCAAGCCUACGCUAUCAACAGGAGCAAAGAUAAACUUACCUGUUGCGGGCCUGCCAAAACCGUUGGCAAAUGUUUCGAAACCAAAUUCUCCCGUAAAGUCCAUGCUUCCCCCUCUCCCCAAAUCUCGUUUGACACUGCCACUGAAGCCCCCUGCAGCGUCGGUCCCACCAAAGGGAAAACUGAGUUUGCGAUCUCUCCCGACCAAGAGCCCCGUCAAGCCAGUCGAGAGACAAAGCAUCAGUGUAAAAAAGCCAGCUCCUGCUACCGCCCCAGCCCCUGCCCCUGCCCUUGUACCGGCCAACAAGUGUAAACUGACUGUGAAGCCCAAAUGUAUGGUCAGCAACAUCCCCAAUACCCGCAGGUCCUCUGGACGUCGCAGUACCCUUGGAAGCAGUGAUGGCUCCCUCUACAUUUCUGCUCUCAGUGAUGUUUUUCGCUAUGUUAGGUUGGAUGAAGAAUCGACUGACAUGUCAACCACAGAGGCUCAAUCACUACCAGUGCCGCUGGUCAAUAUUGACGUGGAGUACGCCAAAGAUCCCUUCCAGUGUGCCACCUACGCAUAUGAAAUUUUCGAAUACCUGAAGAGUAGAGAAGAGUACUUCAAAAUCAGGGAUUACAUGGAGAUGCAGACAAGCCUAAGUCCUCAGGUGAGGGCGAUCCUGGUGGACUGGAUGGUGGAGGUCCAAGAGAACUUUGAACUUAACCACGAGACCCUGUACCUGGGUGUCAAGUUGGUGGACUCAUAUCUUUCACGCAUCAAAGUUUCCAAGCAGAGUCUCCAGUUAGUGGGGGCUGCAAGUCUCAUGAUUGCCGCCAAGUAUGACGAAAGAUUGCCACCUACCAUUGAAGAUUUUCUGUACAUAUGUGACGGAGCAUACAAGCGCAGAGACAUGACGAAGAUGGAGGUUAAUAUUCUGAAGGUGAUCAACUUUGAGCUUGGCUUCCCACUCUCCUACAGGUUCCUCAGGAGAUAUGCUAGGUGUUCCAAAACGCCACUACCUCUCUUGACACUGGCCAGAUUCAUCCUUGAGUUCACGCUGAUGGACUACAGCGUAGUAUUUCUCUCAGACUCCAAACUGGCCGCUGCAGCGUUGUACCUAGCAUUCAAGAUGAAGAAGGAGCAGGAGUGGGAUGACACCCUUGUCCACUUUACAGGCUACAGAAUAGAAGAUUUUAUUGACAUUGCUCAUGCACUGAACAACAUCCUCCACCAGAAGCCUAGACAAUGCACCCAAACUGUCAGGAAUAAAUACUCUCACAAAGUCUUCUAUGAGGUGGCCAAAAUUCCGCUUGUGGACAACAAGGAGUUAUGAGACCGCUUGGAGAGGCUGUUGUAAAUAGUGUGACUUAGUGCAGUCCUUUUCAAGCCAAAAUGACCAUAGACGUUUGUUUGUCUUAAUUCUAAGGGAUUGUUUGAGGGGGGGACAAAGUUUGGCCCUUUGGUGGCAUAUACCCACGUUAAUUGUUGUGAUACAGUUCUAAAUUGUUAUUUAUAUUUCGGUAAUCUUGGAUUAAACUUAGUAGUAUUUAGAGAAACUUUAAAUUUGUUACCGGUUAAAAAAUGGUUCAAGAACGCGAUUUAGAGUAUUUAAAAAAUAAUAUAGAGCAGGAUUAGAAUGAAAAAUCACACGAAGUACACUAAUAAUAUGUGCUAGUGAAGAAACUAAAGUAUGGUAUGUUUGGUUGGAAAGAAAUAUUUAGCAAAAGAAUAAAUCAAGUAAUGUGUUCUGUAACAAAAGUGUACAAAGUAUCAGGUCAAUUUUGUCAUUUAUAUUUUUAAAGUAUUUUAGUCAACCUAAGUAUACAGUAUAUAUUAUAGAAAAUGGUGAAUUUCAAUAUUUAUUGUCGUAACGAGUAAAUUGCUAGGGGCAUUAAAAGUAUAGUGCUGUUUGUGUAAUUUUUAUUUAUACUCUUUUAUACAAUAUUUUUGGAUAUACUCCAUUUGACUUAUAUGUGCUUGUAUAUGUUUAUACUGGAACCCCUUAUUAUACUCAUAGUAUUUAAGUUUUAUUUAACAUUUUAUAUUACAUACUGUAAAAUAUUAUAUUCCAUAACGUUUUGAAAAAUGUAUUACUGUUUUAAAUUGUCCAGUGUCCUUAUUUUGUAUCAUGUUAUCAAAGGCAACUGAAUUGUAGAUAUACAUUCAUUAACAAUACUAAAUCAAUUGUAUAAACCUUGUCAAAGUUGUUUUCCAUGUUGGACUAAGUUUUAUAAGUAAAUCAGUAUUGUUUCA